This is a messenger RNA of Gastrolobium bilobum, 1171 nucleotides long. Its product is annotated as probable trehalose-phosphate phosphatase C. Gene Ontology annotation, molecular function: trehalose-phosphatase activity. The transcript is spliced from 10 exons. Gene Ontology annotation, biological process: trehalose biosynthetic process. Bases 50 to 1171 code for a protein of 373 amino acids. The record is from RefSeq and is a predicted model, not a curated record. NCBI's taxonomy places the organism in Eukaryota, Viridiplantae, Streptophyta, Magnoliopsida, Fabales, Fabaceae.
ACCUUUGCGUUAGCAUAAAAAAGGCUUUGAAAUUUGAAGGUAAGAUAAGAUGACGAACUUGAAUGUGGUGACUCCUGAAGAGUCAUGUAUUAACACGCUUAUUGCUGUAGCGUCCAUUUCAAACUCGCCUGUGUUACCAAGAACAGUAGUAGUGCCAGAAUCACUGGCUGCGUUUGGUGGGUUUUUGGGACUGCCCCACAUGAAAAGGUUGGAAGGAGCUAAAGUUAGCACAUGGAUUGAUUCAAUGAGAGCUUCUUCUCCAACGCGUGUCAAAUCUAGUUUACCACCUGCUUCUGAAAACCAAGAAAAAAGUUCUUGGAUUCUCUAUCAUCCUUCAGCGCUGAACAUGUUUGAUCAGAUAAUAUAUAACUCGAAAGGAAAGCAGACAGUAAUUUUCCUUGACUACGAUGGAACUCUCUCCCCGAUCGUUGCAGAUCCAGAUAAAGCCUUCAUGACUAGAAAGAUGAGAGCCACGCUAAAGGACAUAGCAAGACAUUUUCCCACAGCCAUCGUCACCGGAAGGUGCAGAGACAAGGUAUAUAACUUUGUUAAAUUGGCAGAACUGUAUUACGCAGGAAGCCAUGGCAUGGACAUCAAGGGGCCAACAAAAAGCCAAAGUCCUAAGAAAGGUAAUGAUGAAUCAGUGUUGUUCCAACCUGCGAGUCAAUUCCUGCCCAUGAUUGAUGAGGUGCACAGGAUCUUGUUAGAAAAAACAAAGUCUGUCCCAGGGGCUAAGGUAGAGAACAAUAAGUUUUGCUUGUCCGUGCACUUCCGUUGUGUUGAGGAAAAGAGUUGGGCAGCGUUGGCGGAGAAAGUUAGAUUGGUGCUCAAUGAGUACCCAAAACUUAGGCUCACCCAAGGGAGAAAAGUGCUAGAGAUUCGUCCAACCAUCAAAUGGGACAAGGGCAAGGCUCUUGAAUUCUUAUUAAAAUCGUUAGGAUACGAGAAUUCUGAUGACGUAUUUCCAAUCUAUAUUGGUGAUGACCGAACGGAUGAGGAUGCGUUUAAGGUUUUGCGCGGUAGGGGUCAAGGGAUUGGGAUUCUUGUUUCUAGAGUUCCAAAAGAAACAGACGCUUCCUACACAUUACAAGAUCCAUCCGAGGUUGAGCAAUUUUUGCGGCGUUUGGUGGAGUGGAAAAGAUCAAGUACCGUGACACCCACAAGUGUAUAA